Molecule: messenger RNA, 727 nt
Organism: Solanum pennellii
Lineage: Eukaryota; Viridiplantae; Streptophyta; Magnoliopsida; Solanales; Solanaceae
Exons: 2
Coding region: 41-622 (193 amino acids)
Source: RefSeq, a predicted model, not a curated record
GGUCAAGAUUACAGGGUUGGACUACCUCCCAUCAAUAAAGAUGAUCGACGUGAUUGAUUGUAUUUCCCUGCAGAAUCAAUUCAAUGAAGGCUUCUUUAGUGCCAUUGCUCUAUCAACUCCGUCUAUAAAAUAUGCAGAUUUUAAGUUUCAAAUUUAUGUCGAAAGCAAUGAGAUUCCAGAUUGGUGCAACAAUAAAGUAACAGCUUCAUCUAUUUGUUUGACUAUGCCCACAGUACAGAAUAAUGAGUAUAACUUCUUCGGAAUGGUUCUCUGGUUUGUUUCCCACUUUUGCAAUGUAACCAACCGUCUUCAAAAGUUUGAUGUUACUAUUGACCAGCCUUCAGGUUUUUUCUGGAAUUGGAGUUUCUAUAUACCUGAGAGUCAGGGAGAAGUAUCAUGUGUAUAUUACUUCUCUCUCUCAAAUGGUAGACCUUUUAAUGACCUGGACAUCAUCAAAGGCGGGGAACAGCUAAGAGUAGAGGAUGGCAGUGACGGAGGCAUAAUAAAGAAGAUAGGAGUACAUCUGUUAUAUUUAGAUCAACAUGGUAAUGUUACAUCUUUCCCGGCAGUUGUGGAUGAUUCUUAUACUCCCAAGUCCCAACCCACAAAGAUAGAUGUUUGAUUUGGGUUGAUAUAAAUUUUUAAGCUGACAGAAUGUUGACAAGCAAACUACAUAUUGUAAUUUUCAGCACCUCAUACUAUAUCAAUCAUACAAUUUUCAGUGAAA